CAGACUUUUUAUUAUAUUUGUCAUAGAGUUGCAAUAAAAUGAUCAUACAAUAUAAUUAACACAACAUCACGAACAAAUAGAGCGCCUCGGAAGAGGGGAUUCUGCUAUAAGAGAUUCUUGAACAACCAGAUCCGGUACUCCUUCCAAAUCCGGAGCUGCCACAAGAUGUCCAUCGUCUUCCUCUUCAUCUUAUUCCAUUCCUCGCAGGGAUUCAAAGUCCUAGACAACAAGUACUGGAAGGAGUCAGCUCUUGCAGACCUAUAUGAAAGCUUAGAUGUUGGAUACAACACCAACAUCGCUAAAAAUAUCAUCCUCUUCAUCGGUGAUGGAAUGGGACCGAAUACCGUCACUGCUGCAAGGAUCUACAGAGAAGGUGAAACUGGCUAUCUGUCCUGGGAAAAAUUCCCUCACAUCGGAGCCAUCAAGACAUAUGCUGCAGACAAACAAGUACCCGACUCAGCAAAUACCGCCACUGCAUUGUACACUGGCAUAAAAGUCAACCUAGGAACACUGGGUGUUGAUUCAAAUGUAAAGAGAAAAGACUGUCACAGUGGUAUUCUAAAAGAAAACCAACUUACAACCAUCGCAACACUUGCGCAAGAGGCAGGGAAGUCGACUGGAAUCAUCACAACAACUCGUGUCACGCACGCAACUCCUGCUGCAAUGUACGCACACUCUGCAGAGAGGGAUUGGGAAUGUGAUUCUAGUAUACCAGCUGGAUGUGAUUGUAAAGAUAUUGCUCGGCAACUGAUUGAGGAUCUACCAGGAAGAAACUUUAAUGUAAUAAUGGGAGGCGGAAGACAGUUUCUAAUGGCAAACUCUUUAAACUUAACAAAUGAUCCAAUUAAAAACCAGGAUUGCAUAAGAACAGAUGGACGCAAUCUUAUUGCAGAAUGGGCCGAAAAGAAGAGUUCUGAAGGAGCGCGCUAUGCUCUUCCAACUAAUACCAAGGAUUUAUUGAAUAUUGAUGUUUCCCAGACAGACUACCUUCUCGGAAUAUUUCAAAACAGCUACCUUCCUCAUGAAUAUAAAAGAGAUAAGUCUGAGUACGGAGUACCAUCUUUAGAACAGAUGACCACAACUUCUGUCAAACUCAUGAUGAAAAAUAAAAAUGGAUUUGUUUUGAUGGUUGAAGGUGGUCUGAUCGACAUAGCUCAUCAUGUUGGUAAGACACGUCAAUCUCUAGAAGAAGUUAUAGCAUUCAACAACGCUAUCAACAGUACGAUGAAACUACUUAGAGAUACCGGAAUCGCAGAAGAAACUCUAGUCAUUGUCACCAGUGAUCAUUCCCACACACUCACAAUAAGUGGAUAUCCAAAUAUAGGGAACAAUAUUUUAGGUGUGGCAGACAAAUCGAGUGCGGAUGGAGUACCUUACACCACUCUGGGAUAUGCGAACUCAGGCAUAGAGAACUACCACUACACAGCUGUCAAUGGUACCGUUGUUCGUGAGGAUCCAUCGAAGGUAGAUACAACAUCCUGGGACUAUGGACCUCAAGCUGCGGUACUUCAGAACAGGAAUACGCAUGGUGGAAACGAUGUUUUUAUUUAUGCAUCAGGUCCAUUCGCUCACCUGUUCCAUCGCAUCCAUGAACAGAACUACGUUGCUGUGGUGAUGAGGUACGCUUCCAGGCUUGGAGAAUUUUCUUCAGCUACAUCAAGUUCUUCCAGUAUUCUGUCAUCUAUUUUAUUAUUAUUCGCUGUACAAUUAAUUUACCUACUGUGAUA
Molecule: messenger RNA, 1727 nt
Organism: Nezara viridula (southern green stink bug)
Lineage: Eukaryota; Metazoa; Arthropoda; Insecta; Hemiptera; Pentatomidae
Source: the annotation of a GenBank genome assembly